This is a messenger RNA of Porites lobata, 10336 nucleotides long. The record is from the annotation of a GenBank genome assembly. Lineage: Eukaryota; Metazoa; Cnidaria; Anthozoa; Scleractinia; Poritidae.
AUGAUCUGCAAGUGGUAUUUCUGGUCUGUCAUUUUUGCGACAGUGGCAUUGAUAUCGUGGUCCUCAGCAGAAUAUAAGGUGUUAUAUCAAACACCUAACGAUCACUGGAACUGGCAUCCAAGGUCUAAUAGUGUACCUGGAAUUUCAGAAGUAAGCAUAUAACUUCCUGUUUUGUUUUAGUUUGUUUGUUUGUUUUUUUUUUUCCUAAGUACUCAGACAGACUUAUUCGUGUAUUUAUUUUUUAUUUAUUUCUAAAUAUUUCAUUUAUGUAACAUACAAUUUAAGACCAAAUUGGCCUCCCUCAAGUAAAGUUCCGCAGGGCUUACUUGCGAGAGAGGAUUUUUUAGGGCCCUAUAAUCAGCAAAUCGACAUCUUUGUUGUUGCAGGCUCUGUGGUCUGUAUAACAUGUUUUAUCCCACAAAUCAACUUGAGCAAAGCAGUUGAAUUUGUUUCUUUUUUUGCUGGUUCAUGUUUUAUAUAUUGAUAGCAUUAAUCAUAUUGAAACCUGUUCUGUACUCUUUUAAUGAACAGUCGCCUAUCCAUCGUUAUUUUAAGAGUUAACUUGGAAUUUUUUUUCUUUUUUUAUCAUUUCUUUUACUUGGUUUGGUUUCCUUUUUCUUUAGCUUUUUUCCUUCAUUUUCUAUUUUUUUUGCUUUUCUUUAGUGGAGCUACUCCCCUGGGUCCAACCUGUAUUCACUCUGCAGUAUUCUUGAUAGUAUUCCUCAAGAACCAAACAACUGGUUGCUAAGCACACUCAUUGAUAUUCAAAGAAUCCAAAGAGUGCAACUCACCAUCUUUUAUACGAUUGACCCCCCUUGUUCUAUCAACCCAAACGCCAAGUUUUGCAACGACUCCUUCGAUGUAUUUGUAUGGGAAUCUGAUAUAAAGGUCACAGCAGACAAAAUACCGAAUCCUAUAAAUAGCAACAGUUCUUACAGGAAACUUGCCACCAUCAGCGGACCAACCGGUAGUCAAAGGACGUUACUAACAAUUCCACUUCAAGCAAAACAGCAAUAUAUCGUUUUGGGGUUUCAUGAUCAAGUCGGCUGCGAAGUUUUGUAUUCCGUCAAGGUCACGUACAACGUAUGUCCUGCAACGACGCUCCAGGAUAGUUUGGUUUAUUUACCGGAAACUGUAGCUCCAUCGAGACUCUUAGAGUCCAUCCCAGUGGAAGGAAUGUGUACUGCAGACUCCUCCCAUAUUCAGGGCAGUUUGAAUGUUUUGUGUGAAAGCAGUGGUCAGUGGAAUGCGAGUCAGUUUCGAGGGAAAUGCGUCUGUAAUGAAGACAUGGAAAAUGUUGGAGGGACAUGUUCAGGUACUGUUACUUAGUAUUCCUUUACAAAUUUAUGAAGCGAUAACAGUCGUGGCAUAUUGAUUGUCAGCAUCCAUAGAUAUGGAUCGAAAUUAAUUACGUAUACUAAUCGAGGGCUUCAUGACCCAACAAAAGCCAACAAAAACAAAUUAAACAGUAGCAAUUUAACAGUAGCAACAGGAACAACAAAAAUUGUCAAUGUAAUUGUACCGAGAAUGUAAAUAAUAUGACCAAGCUAUGCAAUCACUACCGGUAAAUUUCAGGAUUUCAAAUUUAUUGAAUAGACAUUUAUUAUUCAACCUUAAUUUAUUUUUAUUCUCUUCUUUUCAAUUUAUUAAUAGCUUGUUCAGAAGGAACGUACAACAACGGAAAGGGACUUAAUUGCACAGGUAUGAAAAUUCAAUUGCCGUCUUUUUAUACAGCUAUUUCGAGAAAUGCUCGCUAAAAUCCCGAAAGGUAUUGUGGGUAGUUUUGAGCUCACUGUUCCGCUUUAAAGAGACUCAGUGAAAGAAUGGCACGAGAGGCCAUUGACGUAUGUUGCAAGUGCUAAAUGAAAGCAACAAAUGUAAUAGGUUCGACAGCUACAGUAUCGGAAAAGUGUAUUGAUCAUAUGACAUAUUCUCUAAAUAGCUAUGUAUUACUAAUAAUUCCUUAUUUAGUCAGUCCGUCAAUUUGAUAAAUGAAUAAAUCAUACAUUCAGUCUCCAGUCAAUUAACAAGUCGAUCAGGCAUAGGGUCAAACAUCACUUAGAGCAUGCACCAAUAAUUGUUUUUGCUUUGUUCGUUUUUGUUGGUUGGUUUGUUUCGUUUUCUGUCGUUUUGUUUUUGUUUUUGUAUUUUUUUACCUUUCCAUACGGCGAAACUCGAGAAAGAGUAAGAAAUCUUAAUAAAAACCUCUAUUUCUGCCGUUCGUCAUUUUUUGAUGUGUAAAAUGAUAGAGUAUAAUCAUAAAGUUACUCACCCACCUUUGAGCUAAUAUUCACUCAUUUAUCUGCUGAAUCUUCUACAUCGUCACUUUUUCUUUUUUUUCUUUUUUUGUGCGUAGUUCUCCCUUCAAACCCAAGAAAUAUUACCGUGCCCUUUGUGAACCAGAGUUCAGCUUUGAUGUGUUGGCUUCCUCCUGUUAUAACCGGUGGCCAGGUAUUUUACGAACUUGAGUGUAAAAGAACAUGCGAACUUAAUGGCAAGGACUGUACUGAGGAAACCUGUGAUGACAAUGCAGGGUUUGUAUUCAAGGACAAAAUCUAUUCGACUAAAGUUAUGAUACCCGAGACAACGCGUGAACUUUCCGCAUAUGUAAACUAUACUUGCAAGAUCAUUGCCAGAAACAGAGUCAGUGAGAUGGCCAAACGAAAACACAAGAUCGAAGCAAGCAGCGCUACGAUAAGCUUUAGAACAAAAGGAUCUGGUAAGUCAUGAUGGCAUUGCCCAGAAUGCUGCGACACAUCCCCUACUUAAAUGAACUCGCAUAAGCAUUCAGCUUACUAAAAAUGGUUGUUAACAAAAAAAUUAUGGAAUAAGAAAGAAAUCUGGCCAAAAGCAGUUAGCUCACCACUUUGAAUUACGAUGAAAGAUUUAUCAGUGGCCAAUAAAGUGAAAUCUUCUUGGUUUGCCCAGAUUCUUUCUGAGGGUAUGGGUUUCCUUCUACUGGUGAGGCCAGGUUACUCUGAAUCAGAUCGAUAACUCUCUCUAGUUAAGAGAUUAUAUGGGUGAAGUUGCUAUCACGGCCAAUCCUUUGCGAGCUCUGAUCGGAGAUGGUUCGACGCGGAAAGCCAAGAAAAGGGCCAAUCUUCCUACCUCUGCUUUCUCUAAAUUAUAAACGAGUAGUCAUACUACCUUACCGUACCUUACCUUACCUUACCUAACAAGGUCUAUUGGAGAUAGUUUAUUUUUCUUUGAGGGCCACUUGCUCGUCAGUUUUUACUGUCAAGUGUUACCCUCAUUAAAUAAAGUUGUACCCUACCUUACCACAGGAUACCAAGUACCAAAGGAUUUCCAGGAUUAGAAGUUGCGUUCUCAGUACGUCGAACGGAAUAAUUGACUAAAUGAUGCCGUUAUUGUGAUCGCAUUAGUAAAAACUCAGUAGUUAUUUGUUGACACAUUUGUUUUGUACGACAGUUCCUGGUAAACCAAAAGUGUCUGUUCAGCAAGCGGGAGUCAGUGUUAUCUUGUUGUCGUGGGAACUAAAAUGUAAAAAUGGCCUAAUUGAGAAAUUCCUAAUGGCUUAUUUCAUUGUGGAUGACAAUUCUGAUGAACAAAUUGUGACCACAACAAAGACAAAACUGCAGAUUGAGAAUUUAGUGCCAGGGAAAACCUAUGAAUUUCAGGUAAGCUAUGUUGUUUAGAAUGUAUUUUUUGCUUCCAAAUUCUUAUGAGGGUACAGUAGAAUCUUCAUUUAACGAACCUCUAUACACGAAGUCUUCUGUAUAACGAACGAUUUUCUUCACCCCGGCCGGCCAAAAUUACAGUAAAAUGUAUCGAACAGAACCUCGAUUUAACGAAAUAUAUGACAACGUUCUUUAGCUAGUACAAUUGUGCUGAAACAAUUAUUUCAAAGAUCGCCUUUUUUGUUUUCAGAUAGCUGCAGUAAACAACUUUGGAAUAGGACCAAACGCUGUAAAGAGGUUCAAGAUUCCAAAAGAAUCAGGUGAAUCUAUUCAAACUGGUCUGUAAAACAUUACAUCUUAAUUUACUUUGGAGUUUUAGCCCUCUUUCUGCUUAAAACAGUAAGAUAGCCUUUCCGGCUGUACUUCAGUCCAAAAUUCAUGUUGCAUCGAUUCCGCAGUUAACACAAGAUUAUCUAAGAGAUUCCGAAUUCAAACUAGACUUACCCAACCACUUACGAAGAUUUGCCUUUUGGAAGUCGCUAUUACGGAACAGCCUAAAACCGUCAAUUUACAGUAAUUAGACUCUCUGGAAAAAAAAAACAAAAACAAAAACAAAAAACUAAAAAAAAAGGAAACAUACUCACUUAAAAACGGAAGUUGAUGAACGUUUACUACUCUAUUUCCGCCUUUUCUUUAUAUUUUUGUUCUUCUUCUUUGUAUUUCUUUGCUGCCAUUUCAAGACCAUUUGCUUGUAGGAGUUUUAUCCUAACCAGGCCUCUUUACAGUCCUCGAUUAUUUAUGGUGAUUUGGCUUUUUGCAAGAACACAGUUGUAACUUAUUACUAUUAGCUACUAUUUCAAUGUUUAUAACACAACAUAACAUAACAUAAAACUUUAUUUGUACUCGAAUUUUAGAGUAGCUAACAAGCUAAUAUCUUCGAGCUGACACUACAUGAAAAUAAUAUAGAAAUUUAUUAAAAACUGAAUCAUUGGAUAAUGCAAUUCUAGCAUUUUGAUUGGCUUAGCCGUUAUGGUAUAUGAGCUAAUAUACCAUGUUCUCCAUAUAUGGUCGGUGUACGCGUCAGUUUAAAAUUGGAAGCUAGCUGAGAUUUUUUUUCGCGAAAGAUAGAACGGCGCCCGAAGCAAAUCGUUUUAAUUCAUUUCUUAGAAUUCUAGAAAUGCAAUUUCAUCGAAAGAAAAAAGACAAAAACAAACAAAAAAGCCACAAGAGCUUGUUUGAAAGUUUGUCGAAAAACACAUGAAAACACAUGGAACUAAAGUACCUUGACCAGCUACGAAAGAAGACAAGUGUUGUUUCUUCAUGAUCGCGAAGCCAUUCGCCGAUCGAGUCACUCGCCGAUAGAUAACUACAGCUUGUUUAUCCGACAUCAAGAAUAUAAAUCACAGUAACCAGGUACAAAUACAGGCUAUGCAGCCAUUCACUAGAGCAAUCGAGGCGGCAGUAUAGCUUCUUUUCUCGUUCAGCAAAACCAGCUUGUGGCUUCAAACAACUUCAUAGCAAGCGACCUAGGUAAUACCGGUAGUUUUUCUCCGUUGUUCUUACUUUUAUAACUGCACCGAAAAUCCAAAUUCACAGUAAUUUCGACGGCUGUCACUUAAAGAUUCCUUUCCUUCACAUUAUCUGCCAAGUUCUUUUAGCUGUUCUGCUGUGUAAAAUCCUAGAAUCCUGAUGAGUUUUUAAAAAACAAAUGUUCAUCGCUACAAUGUUUUGAUUUUUCAUUCAUGCAGUCUAGGCGAGUCCGUUCGCGCGUUGACAGUUUUGAUAGACGUGUGACAUGUGAAUAGCGGAAGUCCCUUGUCUUUUCCGGUUUGUUCUAGUCGGGGCGAUUCAACGAGAUUUUGUGGGCGUUUUUAAUAAAACAAUUAUUCCACUCGGGCUUGUUGGAUAUGAAAUGAUUAUAGCCAACUCGGCGCUACGCGCCUCGUUGGCUAUCUAUCAUCUCAUAUCCAACGCGCCCUCGUGGAAUAAUUGUUAAAUAUAUAUAUACAUUAAAUGCAUUAUAAGAAAUAAUAAUAAAAUAAUAUUAAUAAGAUUAAAAAAAGAAAAUAUUAUUUACAAUUCACAAUUUUAAUUUUAAGUGUGUCAGGCAAAAAGAAUCUACAUUAAGGUAACAUCCUGUAUUUUGGUCUUGAAGUCUGCAAAAAAACUCUUGCUUGUGGAUUAAGCUGAUCAUAUUCGUUAUAAUUAUAUGAUGUAGUAGAAGGCUUAUCAUCCAAGGCAAAGAAGGUGAUUAGUGGCGUUGCAGGAGGUGGUGGUCUCUUGUUACUUGUUCUGGUCACCAUUAUCGUCAUCAUUCUUCGCUUUAAAAGGUAUUGUAAAUUCAAUUCUCUUUAAGUAAAGGUAAUCUCCAUAAGAUGGACACCAAUUCUUACCACCUUUUGUUGAGUCUCUGUCUAUAAGACUCUGGUAAGACGGUCAGCUUCUUAAAGGGUCUCUGUGGGGUGGAGGCAAUUACGGUUACCGGUUAUUAUUAUUAUACAUUGUACCCGCUACCCGUCUUCUCACUGUUCUUGUUUUAUGUCUGCAUCUACAUAAUUAUAAGUGUUUGUGCUUUAUGUUUUUUUAAAUUUUAGGAGAGGUGGAACCAGCGAAGAAAGAGAAAAUAUACUCUUACGGGAGCAAGGUAUGGCGGAAAAUCAAGACACUAUACCCUAUGGGUUACUGGGUGGAUGGGUAGGUGGGUUGAUUGAUGACUGGGUGGGUAGGUCGGUGAUUGGAUGGAUGGAUGGGUGGGUUGGUGGAUGGGUGAGUGCAAGAGCCAUUAGGGGUCAUGCUGCGUGAGUUGUUGGUUGGGUGGGUUGUUGGGUGGGUAGGUUGUUGAGUGGGUGGGUUUGUGGAUGGAUGAGUUGGUGAAUGAAUGAUGGAACGAACGAACGAACGAACGGAUAAAUGAAUACAUUACAUACUUGUAAAAUACGCUAAAGCUAUCUGUUUAAUAUUAAUGCUGCUUGUUUAGAUUUGUUUAUUUAUGUUAUUAUUGUUAUAAUAAUAAUAAUAAUAAUAAUAAUAUUUUUUUUUCAGGAAAUACUAAGCGCCGAACAGGAGAGCUUAUCAUGGAUGGUGUAGAAGAGAGAAACGCAGACCAUGUAACAAAUCACGCUCAAUAUGUAGAAAUUAAUGACAUUCACUCUUAUGAGCUCAAACGUGACGACAUUAAGUUCGAAAGAUUGGUAGGAAGUGGCAACUUCGGUGAAGUUUUUAAAGCCACUAUUGACAACAACACAGUGGCUGUCAAAUCUCUCAAAGGUAAGAUAUAUGUCACACUGUCUUGCUUCUGUUUACACUUCACGUCCUGUUCGCUUUGGUUUCCCGAUCAGUCUGCAAACACGAAACGGCAAAUAUUCACUCUCCGUCUUUGGGUUUUUUGGUCAUCAUUACAUGUUGGAAAACGAGAUCGCUGUUCAUAGUUUCGGGAUUCUUAUGCUCUGUUACAUACCAACUAGUAGUGUAUAGUCUGUAUAGUUCGGUUAUUCGAACUCGCAGAAAGGAACAAAACUAAACUGAGUACAGCCUCGUUCCCAGUCGUCAUCGGCGGGAACUGAUAUCACUCGCAGAGGUUAUCGUGAAACUUUGGCUCCAGGCCUAGUGCGAAGUGGCUCGGGUCUGGGGACGAGGGGACUUCCAAGUUUUAUCCAUUUUGUUCUCCUUUUUUGCAUUACUUGCAACUACCUUCUUCCCAGUAUCCUGUGAUACUCGUCUCAGGGAGACCGUUGGAACGGAGGGUCAUGGCAACAAGGUUGUGGUGCACCAUGUGCAGUAUUUGAAAUAAACCACCGAGGCUCUAUGAUUUAAUGUUGACUAUUUUAUCAUAUUUAAUUGUCAUUUAAAGGAAGUGCCAGUGCUAAAGAUAAACAGGACAUGGUUACGGAAUUGAAUGUGAUGAAAAGUCUGAAGCCUCACCCUCAUGUCUUGAAGUUAAUUGGCUGCUGUAGUGUCAGUGGUAAGCCAGGUCCUACAUCACCUGUGUGUUGAAAUAAUAAUGAUUUUUUGUUAAUCGAUCCUUUUUCUUUUAUUUAAUAAAGUAAAGCUUUGGAGACCCUUUGUAUUAAUCGUCUCGGAGCAAAAAAAAGAAUAUUAAAAGCUUCUAUUAUACGAAAGCUUCCCCCCUCCCAAUCGUAAUUUCAAUAGAGGGACAAACAUGUAAAAACACAGAAACGCGAUUCAACUAGAUACUAAGAAAAAAAAAGCGCGUGACGUUUAAAAUUAAGAAUCUAAAGUGUUGCUUGACUAUAAUCUUUUACCCAGAGGAGUGAAAAUGUAAGAUCUUGCUUCCGCCUGUUCGUGAACACCUGGGUGCGAAAGAAAAUAGCCUAUUAUUUACCUUUUCUUGUUUUAUGGCUAUCCGGGCGGAACGGAUCAGGUUAUUCACGUUUAUACUUCAUAUAUUUGUCUGUAGAUCCCCUUCUAAUUGUGUCUGAGUAUUUACCAUAUGGUGAUUUACUUGGAUAUCUGAGGAAGAGCAGAGGUCAUUCCGACAACUACAACACAGGAGAGAAGAAACCCGCCUCUAAACUCACAGCCAAAGAUCUCUUGUCCUUCGCAUGGAUGAUAGCUGAUGGGAUGCAAUAUUUGGCCACAAUGAAGGUAAGGUGUACAAAGUACUACUGGAUGGCAUGCAAAGUCUAUGGGGCAACUAGCUGCGAUGUUUGUAAAUUCAGUUGCUUAAUUUGAAAGAACUGUAAAUCAGAAUCAGUCGUUGUCAAAAGGUGUGUUUUAAGGCGAGUAAUCCUUUGAGGCUGGUACAGACUUGUAUGACUAAUAUAUAUGCACUAAACUGGACCUAUAUACCUUUUUUACACAUUCCUCGUUAUUGCACAAACCUCUGCAAAAACUGAAACUGAAUCUGACUACCCGCUGCUACAAGGAACCAACCUUAUUCCUUUAUCGUUUUUCCAGUUAUGAGUAAUUUUAUACCUUAACUAGUUCACAGCAACGCGCAAGUGUUCUUUUUUAUUUAUUUAUUUAUUAUUAUUUUUUAUAAUAAGUUUUAAAUGCUCGCAAGUUGGUUAAAAAAUCCAUCACAAAAGUAUAACUUCAGGCAGUGAUUGCCAAUCGAGUUUGUGUUAUUUCAUAGCAUUCAUUUCGCCUUAUUUGUUUGUUUGUUUUUUUAGGUCGUCCAUCGUGAUUUGGCUGCUCGUAACAUUCUCGUUGGCGAGAACCAAGUGUGCAAAAUUUCUGACUUUGGACUUGCGCGUGGUGUAAAGGGUGACAUUUACGUGCGGACAUCACAGGUAGCGUAACAUACAUUUGCAGUGCAAUAAAAAAUACAUUUAUCUUCUUUUUUUGCGAUUUUGAUCGGGUAAUUCUUUGCGCUUGCUUAUCUUUUUAUCAAUGAUGGCCCACUUGUUUUUGCUUCACAAAGGCUCGUCUUCCAGUCAAAUGGAUGCCUCCAGAGUCUCUUUUUCACGGUGAAUCCAGCACCAUGAGUGACGUGUAAGUCGUCUUUCUUAGUUUCUCCCAUUUUUUCCCAGGUUUUCUUCAUAUCUCUUGCCCUAGGUCUUGCUUACUGACAGAAUAUAUCAUCUCUUUGCACAGUUUAUUGGAGGCACAAGUUUCACUUUGUUCAUAUCCCAGUGGGGGUGAGGGUGGCGUGAGGGUAGGGCGAAGUGUUUUACAAAACCCAGCUACGUUCAGGAGGGUUCCUUAAAAUUUAUCAGGGAAAAAUCUUUGAUACAUGCGACCAUUUUCUUUUAGUGAUCAAUAAAAAAAUUCGGGGCACCCAACGAGAAUAUAGUUCAAAACCACUUAAACAUAGCAUUGAUGAAGGUAUUUUAGUAUUUAAACGGUAGAUAUAGGCAUAUUUUUAUCUCCUAAAAAUUUUUCAUCUGUUCGGAUUUUCUAGCUGAAAGUCUAGUGAUCCGAAAAUUAUGGGGAUCAAAACUUACCUUUUCGAAAAUUUCAGCCACAAAAAAGGGUCCCGAAAAUUCUAGGUGACCUUUUUAGGGUAAAAAUCCGUUAAAAAUGGGCAAUUAUACCAUUUUUUGUAUGUUCGAAAAUCCUAGGAGAGGCAGGCCAGCAAGAAAUUUUUUACAACAAAUGUUCCGAAAAUUCUGGAUCUUAAAUCGUCUUCCGAACUGAUUUUUUCCGAAAAUUGACGUUGGGUACCCCUGAAAAAUGCGUAUUAUAAGACAACUGUAAAGCUGAAUGAAUCAUCAUCAUCAUCAUCAUUAUUAUUCCAAUGAUAAUAACGAUAACGAAAAUGAUAACCAUCAUCGUUAUCAUCAUCAUCAACAAAUAAGAUCAGUUCUGUAAAUUGACGCAGUAAGAUAUUCUUAGCAAUUGUUCCGUACUAGUUUUUUCUUUCUUUUACAGGUGGUCAUAUGGAAUUGUCCUAUGGGAAGUUUUUACAAUUGGUAAUAAAAAAAACGAUCGUUUUUGCUAUAGACUGCAAAACAGCCCGUAUUUUUGCACAUGUCAAGAACUCAAAAAGGCUGUUGAAUGAAUAAGAACAACAGCAACACGACGACUGUUUUGGAGUCUAUUUUUGCUACAUCAGUUCCUAAAUAGAAAUGCUUAUAACCUAUUAAAUAUAAUAAUAAUCUGAGAGUGUCUUUUUUGUCACAGGUGAUUCUCCGUACCCCGGGUUCAACUCCCAAGAAGUGACUUCUCUGAUUGAAAAAGGAUAUCGAAUGCAACGGCCUGUCCAUAUCUCUGAAGAACUGUGCGUUAUUGUAAUC